Messenger RNA from Symsagittifera roscoffensis, 1197 nucleotides. RefSeq lists its product as uncharacterized. The record is from RefSeq and is a predicted model, not a curated record. The transcript has a single exon. The coding region runs from base 60 to 1022 and encodes 320 amino acids. NCBI's taxonomy places the organism in Eukaryota, Metazoa, Xenacoelomorpha, Acoela, Convolutidae.
UAUGUGAUGCGUUACGUGAAGACUUUCAGUUGACUAAUGGGCUACAGUAAUGGACAGUCAUGGAGCUGAAUGAACGCCAUUCUAUUAUUCACAACGACCUCCAGUGCAUUCUAAGUCAAUAUGAGUUAAACAGUGAAAUUUUUGUUGAGCCGAUCGAAGCAUUUAGAUGCGCCAUUUUAAUUUGUCAUCAAAUAGGAGCUCCUAUUUCAAAACUUCACAAAAACCCAGAAUAUAGACUGAUUCAAAAUGAUAUAGUUGCAUCCGAAUCUGAAGAUGAAGUUUCGGACUCCAUUUCUGGGCUCUCAUCUUUCGUAGUAACUUUCUAUGCAGACACUGAGAAAGUUUCGAACGCUUCUUUGAAGUUGUACCUUGAUGGUAAUUACGGAUUGUCUACCAAAAAUGAAAUCGAUUUUGCUAUUAUAGCUCCAGGAUUGGUAAAAGCAGAAUUAGACGCUAUUCGAUCAAGUUUUAAAGAAAUAAUCUCGGAGAAUGAAGCUUGGAGCAUAUCAGAAAUUGCAUCGUUUCUUCCGGAUUUGAAAAAUCUGUUGGAUGAAUUCGCGAGCAAAAAAUCGGAACAAAUAAUCCCACAAUUAUUAGAAAAGAAUAAGUCCAGAUACUGGAUAGUAUCGCACCAUAUUUAUAGCAAAGUGAAGCGGAAAGAUAUGCUAUUCUGGGCGAAGGAAUAUAAUCUGCGAGGAUUUUGUCUUCCUGGAAAGCCCGGAGUCAUUUGCGUCGAAGGGGAGCCGGACUCGACUGAAGCAUUUUGGAGUCGGAUCCGAAAAUGGAAUUGGCAGAGAUUACAGUUGGUUGUCUCUGACUCUCUGCAAUGUGAUUGUGAUCUUCCGAAACAGAUUAAUUGCGAUUGUGUGUUGAAAUUCGACGACUUCGAGGAGUUGGUUUUUGAAAAUGCUUCUCAUACGAAGCAAGAUAUGACGAAAUUUCGACUGUUUUUGAGUGAACAUGGUUGUGAAAACAUUUUUGAUCAGUUAUUUGGCCUAAACAGCUCAGUAACAAGUAGUUAGUUAUCGCCUUAAUUUGGAAAUUGGUAUAAAAAUUUCGAUCUUCUGUAGAGACUGAUAAUAAAUUUUUUAAAAUCAUCGACAUUUUUUUAAUGAAAUAUAUUGUGACAAAUAUCUGACUUUUAAUCGCUGCAGCCGGUUUGAGGUGUACCGUUUUCGAUCAAGCAUUCUAUUAAUU